AUGAAGGAUUGUCUCAUAAGACUGCCAACAUUGACGGCUCCAGUGAAAGGAGAACCCCUAGUAAUGUAUCUAUCAGCAUCCGAUAAAGCAGUUGGAGCAGUUCUGCUCGUGGACCGCCAAGGCGUUCAGACACCAGUUUGUUAUGUGUCUCGCACUCUGAACAAUCCAGAAACACGGUACGCCAUAAUGGAAAAACUAGUGCUGGCACUGAUUCAUGCAUCAAGACGGUUGCGCAGGUAUUUCGCCAAUCACGUCACUCAUGUGUUAACAAAUUACAACAUUAGCAACAUCCUUGCAAGGCCUGAGAUAUCCGGAAGAUUAGCAAAGUGGGCUAUAGAGCUGGGAGGCCAUAAUGUGGUUUUCAGACCAAGACCAGCAAUCAAGGGCCAGGUGUUGGCCGAUUUCAUGACAGAAGUACCUGACGACAAAGAUAGGGAGUGCAAGGCAACGGAGAAAGCUGAAAGGCAACAUACGGAAGAGCCAUGGCUAAUGUACACAGAUGGCGCAUCCAAUGAAGAUGGCGCAGGCGCAGGACUUAGGCUGGUAAGUCCAGACAAACACGAAUUCACGUACGCCAUCAGGCUAGACUUCAAAAGCACGAACAAUGAAGUUGAAUACGAAGCUUUUCUUGCCGGUUUGAGAUUGGCAAUCAAGAUGAAGUCAACACAUUCAGGCGCAUGUGGACUCCAUGUUAGUAGCCGGGCAAAUCAAUGGCCAAUACGACGCCAAAGGAGACGUGAUGCACUCUACUUGGACCAAGCAAAAACAUUGCUGCAUAACUUCUAUUCCUACAAGGUACACCAUAUCAACCGGAGGGAGAAUAAACCAGCAGACGCGUUAAGUAAACUCGCAUCCACAAGUUUCCAGCACCUAGCCAAGGAUGUGCGCAUUGAGGUUUUGAGCAACCCAUCGGUACCACUAAGAGAAGUAAGCGUUAUUCAACUAGGAACAACGUCGUGGAUGACUCCGAUAAUUCUGUAUCUCCAAUCUGGAGUACCACCAGAAAACAAAGCUGAAGCAAGAAAAGUGCAAUACAAAUCCGAACACUACCAGAUGGUCGACAGAAUUUUGUAUCGGAAAUCCUACUUAGGGCCGUUGUUAAGAUGCGUCGACCCAGAAGAUGCAAACUACCUGAUCCGAGAAGUACACGAGAGCAUCUGCGGCAUCCAUGCCGGCCCAAGAAUGGUAGUAGCAAAAGUGAUGAACGUCGGAUAUUACUGGCCUGGAAUGCAUCUAGAUGCAGUGAAAAUUCUGAGAAAAUGCAGCGGCUACCAGAGGCACGCCCCGAAAACGAUGCGCCCUAAAAAUGAACUAGUUCCAGUAACAACGGCGUGGCCGUUUCAACAGUGGGGGAUAGAUAUGGUUGACCCUUUUCCAGAAGCCCCUGGCACUGUGAAAUUCAUAAUAGUCGUAGUCGACUAUUUCACAAAAUGGGUGGAAGCAAAGGCACUCGCGUCAACCACAUCUACCGUAGUUAGGAGGUUUAUUUGGGAGCAGAUCAUAUGCCAUUUCGGGCAACCACUAAGAAUUAUCACCGACAACGGGACAAAUUUUGCUGCCGACGAUCUCCAACGCUGGUUCAAAGAGCUGCACAUAGAGCAUUCCUUUUCCUCGGUUGCGCACCCGCAGGGAAAUGGUCAAGUUGAAGCCGUUAACAAGAGCAUAGUGGAUGGUAUCAAAGCACGGCUGGGAACGCAACGAAGAGGUUGGGUUGAUGAACUACCAAGCAUAUUGUGGGCCCAUAGAACAAUGCCCAAGACGAGUAAUGGAGAAACACCGUUCAGCCUAGUCUAUGGGUCCGAAGCUGUGAUACCAGCAGAGAUCGGCCUACCAUCCCCAAGGAUGCUCUCCAUGAACAUGAUUAACAAUGAAGAAGAAAGAAGGUUGGAUCUAGACCUUCUAGAAGAGAGAAGGGAGAUGGCGGCAAUCAACAAGGCUAAAUACAAGACCAAAUUGGAGAAGUAUUACAACAGCAAGGUCCGCAUUUGCACGUUCAACCCCGGCGAUUACGUUCAAAGGGACAACGAGGCGUCUAACGCCGAAAAACCGGGCAAGUUAGCUCCCAAGUUGGAGGGGCCUUAUGUUAUAGAUGAAGUUUUGGGAAAAGGAGCAUACAAGCUACGCAUAUUGGAAAACAAGGAAGUUCCACGAGCCUGGAACGCCCAGCAAUUAAGAAAGUGCUAUAUGUAA
This is a messenger RNA of Helianthus annuus (common sunflower), 2190 nucleotides long. RefSeq lists its product as uncharacterized. Gene Ontology annotation, molecular function: RNA-DNA hybrid ribonuclease activity; nucleic acid binding. The transcript has a single exon. The record is from RefSeq and is a predicted model, not a curated record. Bases 1 to 2190 code for a protein of 729 amino acids. Lineage: Eukaryota; Viridiplantae; Streptophyta; Magnoliopsida; Asterales; Asteraceae. Gene Ontology annotation, biological process: DNA integration.